AAACAAAAAAGUAUAAGUAGAAGGGUUAAACUAGUACUUCAAUCAAAAGUCAACAACAAAUAAUCUCUAUUUCCUUUAUAAAAACAACAAAUAGUCUCUUGGAGAGUAUCAUCGGAGAACACGUUUCCGGUAAACCCUAAAUCAAUAUCUCCGGUGAGAUAUUAUUUUCCGGCAAUCGCUUCUCGUGCACGCAAUCGACCGAUCAUAUAAUCCGUUGCGUACGACGAAGAUUCAAUUGAUUUGCUGUUAAAGGCAGUUGUGAGAGCAACGGAUUCUGAUAAAUAUGUUUAAGUUCUGGGGUUCUCAAGAGCAAGGUGACCCAAGGCCACAAGAAAUUACUACAAACUCAUGGUAUCCUCCAUCUGUUAGCACACCAAGUCCAUCCCACCCUGCUACUCCUAAUAGCAUCAACUCUAGCGCUUACUCACAAAGGGUUGGAGAUCGACCUCAUGUUUCUCCUGCAGAGGCUGCUGGCAUUAUUGUAUAUCUAAAAGAUAAAAGUGUUGAUGAGUUACGGAAGCUUUUAUCUGACCCGGAGGCCUAUCAACAGUUCUUGCUAUCUAUUGAUCCUGUGAGAACUCAGAACAAUGUAAGAGAUGAGCUCCGAAAGGAAACUGUGCAGCUUGCUAGAGAGAACUUGGAAAAAGAACCCCAGAUAACCGAAUUGAGGAACCAGUGCAUGAUCAUAAGAACAAGUGAGUUAGCUUCUGCUCAAGAAAAGCUAAAUGCUCUCACCAAGCGAAAAGCUGAAAUUCUUAAGUCUUACUCUCCUGGUUCCUUGCUACACAAGCUACAAGAGUCGAUGAAUAAGACAGAUGAGGAAUCUGAAACGCUCCACCAGCAGCUUCUUGGAAAAGAGAUUGAUCUUGCAACGUUCGUUCAGAAGUACAAAAAACUACGUGUUGAUUACCAUAAACGGGCCCUCACCCACCUUGCAGCCAGCACUUCUAUGGUCGGUUGACUAUAUUUUGGUCAAACAAUAUUGGACUUUUGUGGAUGGAUUUAUACUGAACAUAUAAUUGUAACAUUUGAACAUGAAAAGUAAUGGUUUUGUUUUAUUUCA
Helianthus annuus (common sunflower) is the source of this 1063-nucleotide messenger RNA. Its product is annotated as vacuolar protein-sorting-associated protein 37 homolog 1. The transcript has 8 exons. The record is from RefSeq and is a predicted model, not a curated record. Gene Ontology annotation, cellular component: ESCRT I complex. Gene Ontology annotation, biological process: protein targeting to membrane; protein targeting to vacuole; ubiquitin-dependent protein catabolic process via the multivesicular body sorting pathway. NCBI's taxonomy places the organism in Eukaryota, Viridiplantae, Streptophyta, Magnoliopsida, Asterales, Asteraceae. The coding region runs from base 284 to 961 and encodes 225 amino acids.